Molecule: messenger RNA, 1021 nt
Organism: Trifolium pratense (red clover)
Lineage: Eukaryota; Viridiplantae; Streptophyta; Magnoliopsida; Fabales; Fabaceae
Product: pre-mRNA cleavage factor Im 25 kDa subunit 1
Exons: 7
Coding region: 178-822 (214 amino acids)
Cellular component (GO): mRNA cleavage factor complex
Molecular function (GO): mRNA binding
Source: RefSeq, a predicted model, not a curated record
GACACGCUACCUUUUCCACUUCCACUCUUUGUUCAUUUUUCUUUCUCUAUACUUUCUGCACUAUCACUACUCUCUACUAAUUAAUUACUUUAAUUACUUCAAUAAUCUAUAAAAAUACCAGAGAUACCACACUUUAUUUCUAAACCGGGAAGAAAUCAUCUUUCAAUUUUUUUGAUUAUGAUGAUGGGUGAAAACAGAGGAAGUAAUACUAAUAAUGAUGAUGAUGAGAAGGUGGAAGUGAAUAUAUAUCCUCUUAAUUCUUACUAUUUUGGAUCCAAAGAUUCUAUUCCUUCUAAAGAUCAUUCACUUCAUCAUCGUCUUCGAAGGAUCAAAUCCAACUUUGAUGCCCGUGGAAUGCGAAUUUGUGUGGAAGCUGUUAUGAUGGUUGAAUUGUUCAAACAUCCUCAUUUGUUGCUGUUUCAAAUAAAAAAUUCCAUCUUUAAACUUCCCGGUGGCCGUUUAAGGCCAGAUGAAUCAGAUAUCGAUGGAUUGAAGCGUAAGCUCGCAAGGAAGCUUUCUCUCGAUGAAGAUGGUGUUGGGGCGGAAUGGGAGGUGGGAGAGUGCCUUGGAAUGUGGUGGAGACCUGAUUUUGAAACAUUAAUGCACCCCUUCUUACCACCUAAUGUCAAACAUCCAAAGGAGUGUACGAAACUCUUCCUUGUAAAGCUUCCGGAAAGUCGAAGGUUCACUGUGCCAAAGAACAUGAAGUUGCUUUCAGUCCCAUUGUGUCAAAUUCGUGAAAAUCAAAAGACAUACGGGCCAAUUAUAUCUGCGGUACCGCAGCUACUCCAAAAAUUCUCUUUCAACAUGAUUGGAAUUUAAUCUUUAGCCCAACUUGCUAUCAUGCGCGGUAGCAAUCUCAUUAAGCAGCCGAUUCCGAUCUUCACUGGGAUUCCAGAAAAGGGAAAAGGAGUUGUAAAUAUCAUAGAUUUUUAUACAAAAAUGAUACUAUAAUGUUGAAAACAUAUAAAUUUUGAAUUGUUACUGUGAAAUCUUCAUCCUAGUAAAAGAGUUUCUAUCA